Messenger RNA from Chelonoidis abingdonii (Abingdon island giant tortoise), 5047 nucleotides. Lineage: Eukaryota; Metazoa; Chordata; Testudines; Testudinidae. The record is from RefSeq and is a predicted model, not a curated record.
CAACCCAAAUAACUGUCAGUGUACCAAUUAUAAAAUAAACAAAUGUGUUAAGAUAAACGUUAUAAUGUUGUAAAAGCCUUGUGAAAUCCUCACUACAAACACCCCCUUUUAACACCAGGAAGAUAGCAAAACCACCAUUUGAUGGCAUCAGCAAGAAAUAAAGAUGAGGACACAGAAGAGAGAGACAUUUAGAUGACUUACAAAAGUCACAGCCCUAAGCAACAAAGACGCUCAAAUUAUGUAUAAGUACAUACUGUUGGAGACUGAAGAAGACUCCUUUGAACGUUUACCUCUGGAAGAUGGAUUGUGAAGAUGCAUCAAAUAAAGAGGCGGGAGUGAGCUGCUUUGUGGUGUGGAACGGGAGCCCUUCUGUGAAACAUGAAAGCUCUGGCUGAUUUUCUAUUCAGCUCUGGUAAUCCUGUUGAAGAGGACAUGGUGUCCUUGAUGUCAAACUUUGGACUAGGAAAAUGGAGAGCCUAGAUCUGUUGAGGAAUUGUUUGGUGUGCAAAUGGGAACUAAAGAGGAGAGACCCCAGACUGCUGCCUUGUCUUCACUCCUUUUGUAAGGACUGUCUUCCAGAUUUGAUUCAAGGAUACAAUUACACUCCCACUGAGCGUGAAGUUAUGUAUGAAGGUAUCCUCUCAUGCCCUGUGUGCAAACAGACGUGCUUCGCUGGGGAUGUAGUUGAAAAUUUCUUUCUCAAGGAUUUUCCCACAGCAAAUCCAGCUAUGGCAAGGAGCUGUUCCGCAUGUAAAGAGAAGAGACCUGCUCACAGUCUGUGUACGAACUGCAAUAAGUGGCUGUGCAGCUCAUGUACAGAGGAACACAGACAUGGCAAGGAAACUGGAGACCAUUUCCUGUCUGUCCCCGCAAAGGGCUCUUCAGGAACUGAAGGGGGAGCAAAUGAGUUUUCCUUGUUUUGUCCAAUCCACUGUCAAGAGAGCCUUAAACUGUUUUGUGAGACCUGUGAUGUCCUUACUUGCCGCAACUGCCUUCUGACCGAACACAAGGAACACAGGUUCAUGCAUCUUGAAGAGGCUUUGCAAAAUCAGAGGGUUAUCCUAGAAAAUGUAACAGCCAAAGUGGAAGAGAGAAAAACUGGGAUGCGGGUCUCAGCUAAACAGAUUGAAGACAGGUUAUUUGAAGUAAAACAUUUGCACAGAAAAGUGGAAAAUCAGAUCAAAAUGGCCAAGAUGGUUUUGAUGAAUGAAAUCAAUAAACGAACAAAUACCCUUCUAGAGCAACUUGAGAGAAUUACCAGCGAGAGGAAACAGAAGUUGGAGCAACAACUUCAAGGCAUCAUGGUUUUAAACAGGCAGUUUGAACACGUGCAGAACUUUAUCAACUGGGCAGUGUGCAGUAAAAACAGCAUUCCAUUCCUCUUCAGUAAGGAGCUGAUCGUGUUUCAGAUACAGCAUUUGCUGGAGACAAAUUGUACCACAGAAGUAGGCCCUCCUUGGAAGAUCAGAUUCACUUGGGACCCUUCUUUCUGGACUAAACAACUGUCCAAUUUAGGCAGCUUAACAAUGGAAGGUGGACACACUCCUCAUUCAGAUGUCCCAAGCUAUGGAAAUAUACAAGGAUUACAGACAUCAAUGUAUCAUGGACAACAUUCACCAGUGCCACAGCUUGACGCUAUCAAUAACCAGUCGCAUCACUUUCCACCUUCUGUUCAGUCUCCUACACCAGUGUGUUGCUCCCAUUGCUUCAACAUUCCUCACAUGAAUAAGGGUCAGCGUCCUCAGCACCAUGUGAGCCAUCAUCAGAAUUUUAGACAACCUCUUGAAAUGCAGCAGCAGCCGCCACCGCAUUUUCCACUUCAAUACAAUGUUCAGCAGCAUGAAAAAGAGCAGAGGGGCACACCUCAGCCUUUGAAAAUAAUGCAGCCUUGUCUAGAGCAGCCAUCCCAUUCAGAGCAGGAUAAUGUAUCUGGAAGGAUGGGAAAACAUUUGCAAGCUCAGCAGCCACAGCAAACUCCACAUCCAGUUUACACGGUUCCCCCACAAGAUAUUCAUCAGGUUCACUCCGGUCAUGUGCAACAAUCGCAUACACAGCCUGCUUUGCAAACUCCAACUGUGCAAGUGCAGCUUGGUCAUCUUCAGAAGCUGAAGCUUAACCACAUGCAGCAGCAGCAACCACAGCCACCGCCUCCCACACCAAGUCAGAAUGAAAAUGCUCAUGAACAAGUCAUACAACAGAGUUUGGACAUAAUGCACCACCAGUUUGAACUGGAAGAAAUGAAAAAGGAUUUGGAGCUUCUCCUUCAGGCUCAAGGGCAACCAAGCUUGCAGCUGAAUCAAGCCAAACAACCUCAGCAUGUUCAGCAAACCAUUGUUGGACAGAUAAACUACAUAGUGAGGCAACCAGCCCCAGUUCAGCAGCAAAUCCAAGACGAAGUGCAACAAGUUUGUGAGGAUUCUGCUGAACUAGAAAGUGAAAAGCCAGUGCUUCCUCUUGAUAGAAAUGUUGUUCCACCUCUGUCACAACCAUUAGCUGAAGAAACCACUGUCAGCAGUCCCUCCUCAGAGAGCACUUUGCAACACCCUUCUUUGAAUCCAGUGAGGAAGCGUUCGGCUUCACUGAACAUUGUGGGCUUUUCAAAUCCUUUAGAAAUGGAACCGUCUUCUACAAGAUUAUCUAGGUCGGUUGAUCCACAGAUGCAAGGUGUAUCUACUGUAACGCUUAACCAAUCUCAGAACAUGCUUCAUGCCUCUGAUGUUCAGCCAGAAUCUGUGCCUAGCUAUAGCUUGGCAUUAGACAGAGCUACAAAUGACCUGAACCCUUGGACAACUGAUAACCUAGCAAUGGGUGAUUUACUCCUGGGGAACACUAAGUGCAAGCUGGAAAAUGAAGAUUUUAGUACCAUGAAUGACCCUCUUGGAAAUGACUCAGCCACUGCUGGACUGAACACCAUUAAUGAAUUAGCUCUUUCUAUGCAAAAAAUGCUAGAAGAGCCUAUUAAUCUUUCAGUCAAGAAAUCGCAACAGUGUGCCUCUCCUUCUGCACCUAUCAGCGGUGCUGCUUGCCUGCAGUUGACCAGUGUAAAACAACUUAGAAAUGAAGAAGAGUCCAGUAAUUAUGAAAAGGAAAAUAUUGAGAUGGAUGUAAAAAGUAAUCAGAACAUCAGAGCUUGUACUAAAGAGCUGAAGAUCCCCUAUGUGCGAUUGGAACGGCUGAAAAUAUGUGCAUCAGAAUCUGGGGAGCUUCCAGUGUUCAAACUGCAGCCCCAGAAAGAUGACCAAGAUGAGACUUUCCUUCUGAUAAUUGAAUGUGGUACCCAGUCUUCAAGUAUGGCUAUAAAAGUCAAUCAAGAUAAUCCACCUGAAGGACCAAUUCCCACAUACGAAGAUAGGAAGUUCCCCAUCAGCCGCUCAGCCGGACAGGCACCAUCUGCUUUUGUAGAUAUCCCUCCUGUUGAUCACAAGCUUAGCAAUGGGAAUGGCAUCCCCAGCAUGAAAAAAUCUCUGCUCGCUCAGGAAGCCAAUCCAAUUGAGAAUGAGGAUUUCUGUGCCGUUUGUCUAAAUGGAGGAGAACUGUUGUGUUGUGAUCACUGCCCCAAAGUGUUCCAUCUCUCAUGCCAUGUUCCAGCUCUGCUCAGCUUUCCAGUGGGAGAAUGGGUCUGUACACUCUGCCGUAACCUGUUGAAGCCCGAGGUAGAGUACGACUGUGAAAACACACGCCACAGCCGUUGUAACAAAGGGGAUAGAGCACUGCAUGGCCUUGAUGACCUUGACCAGAAGAAAUGUGAAAAGUUGGUGCUUGCCCUGUUCUGCAGUAGCCUGAGCCUUCCAUUCCAUGAGCCUGUCAGUCCACUGGCUCGUCAUUAUUACCAGAUCAUCAAAAGGCCCAUGGACCUGUCAAUCAUGCGGAAAAAACUCCAAAAGAAGGACAAAUCACACUAUUCUGUACCAGAGGAGCUGGUAGCUGAUGUGCGUCUCAUGUUCUGGAACUGUGCAAAGUUCAAUUAUCCAGAUUCAGAGGUUGCAGAGGCUGGAAGAUGCCUGGAAAUGUUCUUUGAGGGCAAGCUGAAGGACAUUUAUCCAGACAAGCAUUUUCCUUUGAUGCAACAAGAAGACUCUGAUUCUGAAGAAGUGGAGAGGGAGAAUAGCCAAAUGGCCCCCAAAGGGUUCCCAUGGCCAUCCUAUGGACAGGAGUGCAUUCAGCCUAAAAGGAGGCGGCGCCAUGCUGAAAGUGAAAAAACUAAAAGAACGAUGUUUCAGCCAGCUAACAGCCUGCCUCAGGUGUGACCUGCCGGAGUGCUACUGGAUUUGCUAUGAGGAACCAAACACCUAGCAAAGUAACUGACAGAGUUAAGGUGUGUGGGAGGAAAACCAAGAAAACAUUUGGGUUGUUAAACUAAAACAUUUGUCAUCUGCUGACCACCAGCCUCACUCAAAGACUUGGGGAGAUGAUUAAGAGAUCUGAGCAUUUUUAAUCUACCCAGCACUCUGCCUAUCUAAUCGCUUGUAUGUUUGCAGCAUUUACACUGAAGUACUAAUGUUAUGGUGACAUAUAAUGAUUAAUCAUAAAAGUAGGAUGCUAAUAAUCUAUAAUACUUCUGUACAAUUUCAUAAUCUAUUUAAUACAAUCCUUCAUUUUAUAGAGCACAGCUAACCAUGUAAUCUUGCAUCUGCAAUGCAAAUGUUGACCAUGAUGUAUGUUAAAUAUGGAGGCUAGUCACCAAAGACCAAAUCCUGCAGUCUUAUUCAGCAAUUUCUUUGGGAACUCUGACUGAGUCAGGCCUGCAGGAUGUAAUUAUCUGGUUAGUUGUUUCUUUUGAAGUGGCAUAUUCUCAUGAAAUCACAAAACAGUACAUGCUGUUGUGAACUAUUUCUGAAUGCACAGUGGAUGCUCAGUUUGCAAAGAGUCACUGCACUUGUAUCUAACUCAAUGCUUUGUAUAGCAUCGGGGAUCCCUUGAGUAUCAAAGGCAGCAAAACCAAAUCCUGUUUUUGUCCUUUAAAGUGUGCAGUGGAGUUUGCCAUGUUAAUGACAAAGCAAUUAUAUGGUUAUAGAAGUGCCUAUAAAAUAAAGUGAUAUCUUGCUGA